AUGGAUACCAUCGUCGAUCCCGCAGUCAUCGAACGCCCUGAAAGCCCUCCUCUUACCAACAACGUGCUGAUAUCGAGCCUCUUCACUCUUCCAGCGUUCCCUGCACCUAUUUCGGGGUGUGGAGUCUGUAAUGUACAGAAGGAUGAUCUUAUCCGCUGUACUACAUGCAAAGUGAUGUUUUACUGUUGCCCUGAGCACCAGGAUGCUCACUGGCCAUCACACAAGGACGAGUGCAACCAAAUGAAACUCCAUAUGCUUGACACCUCCGAAAUCGAACGUGGCAACCUAGACUUUAUCUGCACCUUCAAAUACAUGCUGGUAUUAUUAUCAGUCUACUGGGGUCGCUCGCUAUCUUGGCAACACUUGGAGCGAAAAAUGAAAUUUCUCGGAGACAUUGCCCAAAUCAACACAACUGAGUCAGUCAAGGCCCAGUUGGUCGGAAUCAUGGAGCUGCUUUGCGGAAAUCAAGCUGAACAACACGACGAUCUCCGGGAUAUUCCACCGGCUCUCCUCCUCAGGCUUGGUUGCUACCAGGAGUGUUAUAGCUUCCUCAAAUGCUACACUUUCCCAGCUGCCAACCCACUACAUGAUUACUUUGACUUUGGCGAAGGAGAUGUCUAUGGCUACCUAUCAAGCCCAUAUCUCUUUGAGCCGGUUGAUUGUUUCCUCUAUGAACCGGCCUCUGACAUCCCCGGAGCCAGCCACACGAUUGCUCACCUUGUUUUCCUGGCCAUACUCAAGAUCCGUCUAGUCUUCGAGCUGCAAAAGAUAGAUUCCACAGCCGCCUUGCUCCGCAAGAGGCUGCCGCAAGAGCUCGUAGAUCUGAUCUUGGAUAACGUGCCGGACCAUCCAGCGAUCUCCGCGGAGCCCCGUGCUAUGCGAUACGCCUCUCGCAUAGAAUUGGCACGUAGACCGUCUGAACGUUCACUUUUGGGGGCGCUGCUGAACCCAGGCAAUCACCUACAGGCAAACCCGCCUGAUUACAAGCCGGGGUCCGUGGAGGAAGCGCAGUUGGUCCUGGCUAGGACCUAUCGCGAGUGGGUCCUCACGCCAGGGGCCAUGGAUUACAUUGUGAGCAUUCGUGAUGGCCAAAAGUGA
Messenger RNA from Penicillium daleae, 1098 nucleotides. Its product is annotated as zinc finger MYND domain-containing protein. Bases 1 to 1098 code for a protein of 365 amino acids. The record is from RefSeq and is a predicted model, not a curated record. The transcript has 2 exons. Lineage: Eukaryota; Fungi; Ascomycota; Eurotiomycetes; Eurotiales; Aspergillaceae.